This is a messenger RNA of Caenorhabditis bovis, 759 nucleotides long. Lineage: Eukaryota; Metazoa; Nematoda; Chromadorea; Rhabditida; Rhabditidae. The record is from the annotation of a GenBank genome assembly.
AUGGGCGUCACGGCCGCUCCUGAGCCGGAAUCGUCACCAAUCGAGCAGGCCAAAAAGAAGGCCGCCUAUGCUUGCGCAGAAAAAUACGUUCACAGCAAUUGUCGGCUCGGAGUCGGCUCGGGGAGCACAGUAAAAUAUCUUGUCGAGUAUUUGAAGCAAAAAACGAUCGUCGGCGCCAUCACAAAUCUCAUAUGUGUUCCGACGAGCUUCCAGACAAAGCAAUGGCUCAUUGAGUCCGGACUCAAUGUUUCCGAUCUUGACUCGACUCCUGUGCUUGAUGUGUGCAUCGACGGAGCCGACGAGGUGGAUUCGCAAUUCACUUGCAUCAAAGGUGGCGGCGGUUGUCUCGCUCAAGAGAAGAUUGUCCAAAACGCAGCGAGUCACUUCUAUGUGAUUGCUGACUAUCUCAAGGAUUCUGUAAACCUCGGAGAUCGCUAUCAGAACAUUCCGAUCGAAGUGUUGCCGAUCGCCGCCCAACCGCUGCUACGCUCGAUUCCACAAAAAUAUGGCGGAAGUGCUCAACUCCGAAUGGCGGUCCGCAAAUGCGGACCAGUGGUGACCGACAACGGAAAUUUCAUCAUCGAUUGGAAUUUCGAGAAGAAGACGCCGCGCAAUUGGCACGAGAUUCAACUGCAACUCGCCAACACGCCGGGAAUCGUCGAGACCGGCUUGUUCAUCGAUGUCGUCGACGCCGUCUUCUUCGCAUACAGUGACGGAAGCGUCAAAGAGAUUAAUAAUCCCAAGAAACAGCCGCAGUGA